GUUUUUUUAUAAGUGUACUUACUUUAAACCCGUGCUAUAGAAAAUACCAAGAUGGGUUUAGGGUGUUGUUCAAUAAGAGCGUUUUAUAUUUAUGUACUUAUUUCUAUAGGACUGCUUGUUGGAAGUUUAGUUAUUGCAUUUAGUGUAGUGCCUCCACUUAUAAAAACACUAGUAGAAGAGAAUGUUAGACUGGAGAAUAAUACAGAACAAUGGGAAAGGUUUAUAAAACUACCAUUUUCUGUUGAUUUUAAAGUUUAUUUUUUUGAAGUUACCAAUCCAGAGGAGGUUCUAACUAAGAAAAAAAAACCAAUAUUACAAGAAAAAGGUCCAUAUACAUAUAAGCAAACAAGGUCAAAAACAGUUAUAUCUCAAGAUGAUGAUGAGGAUACCGUCACUUAUGAAGAAUAUUUAGAUUUUAAAUUUUCUCCUGAAGAUUCAGUUGGAAUGGACAAUGAUAGCGUACAAGUUUUUAAUACUCCAAUGCUGGCUGUGAUACAAAAAUCCGACGAACUUAGCCUGAUAGAAAGGCUGGCACUUAGCAGUCAAAUGGGAGCAAUAUUUAAGGGCCAGAGUUUAAUUCAAUAUUUUGAAAUAAAAAAAAUAUUGUUUGAGGGAUUAGAAUUUGCAAAAAAACAAGAUUGUAAGGGUACACGUGUAUGUAGCGUAGUCAGAUCAAGGCUUAUUAAAAAAGCCAAAGUUAUUAAAAACAUUAAGGAAGAAGAUGAUGCAUUAAAAUUCUCAUUCUUUAAUUAUAAAUUAAAUAAACCUGAUGGCAACCUUACAGUAAAAAGGGGACUUCAUGAUAUCCAUUCGUUGGGAAACAUAAUAAAAUGGAAAAAUGUAACUGAUUUAAGUAUCUGGGGAAAUCCAAAAUCUACAAAUAACCAAAAAUGUUCAAGGGUACGCGGUACCGAUUCAACACUGUUUCAUCCUGAUAUUGAAUCGUCCAGCGUUUCUGAAAUAUUUUCUACAGAUCUUUGCAGAGCCGUUGACAUUAAUUACUCGGGGAAAGAUUCUUACAAAGGAAUUGAAGGAUUUCGUUUUCAAAUCGACAAAAAUACUGUUUGGUUUAAAACAAACACAUCAGAAGAAGAUUGCUUUUGUACCAAACAAACUAAAAAUAUGAAUAAUGAGAAAGAUUGUUUUCUUGAUGGAAUUGUUGACAUGCAACCGUGCAUUGGUAGUCCCAUUUUAUUUUCUCUUCCACAUUUUCUGCACGCGGAUAAAAAAUAUAUAAACACAGUCGAAGGAAUUGACCCUCCAGUACCAGAAAAUUUUGAAACAUUUUUAGUAGUGGAGCCGAACACGGGUGUUCCAUUGAAAGGGACGAAAAGGUUUCAGUUAAAUAUGGUAUUGAGACCACAGAAAAAUUUUAAGGAAACAAAAAAUUUAAUAACAGCCGUUGUUCCACUUUUGUGGAUCGAAGAGGGUAUUGAGCUUCCGGAAAAAUACGUGCAAGAAUUAAGGGAAAUUUAUUUUGACAAAGUUAAAAUAGCCGAUAUUGCAAAAUAUACAUUUAUUGCACUAACUGCUUUAGCAACAUGUGCUUCGGGUGGAUUUUUAAUUUAUAAGAUCAGGAAAUCAAAACUUACAGAGGCUUAA
Molecule: messenger RNA, 1602 nt
Organism: Brassicogethes aeneus
Lineage: Eukaryota; Metazoa; Arthropoda; Insecta; Coleoptera; Nitidulidae
Source: the annotation of a GenBank genome assembly